UAGUGGUGUAUCUGGGCCUUACUGUUCAUUUUCUCCCAGACUCAGUGCUGAGCUGCUGCAACUUGUGCCACCAUGUCGAAGCCUUUGUCAGACCAUGAUAGGAAGAAACAGAUUUCAGUGCGAGGCCUUGCUGGGGCCGAGAAUGUUGCGGACCUGAAGCAGAACUUCAACAGACAUCUUCACUUUACACUGGUCAAGGACAGAAAUGUGGCAACCAGAAGGGAUUACUACUUUGCUCUUGCCCACACAGUGCGAGAUCAUCUAGUUGGCAGGUGGAUCAGAACCCAGCAGCACUACUAUGAAAAAGAUCCCAAACGUGUGUACUAUAUCUCCCUGGAGUUUUACAUGGGUCGCACCCUCCAGAACACCAUGGUGAACCUUGCACUGGAGAAUGCCUGUGAUGAGGCCACGUAUCAGUUGGGUCUUGACAUGGAGGAACUGGAGGACAUGGAGGAAGAUGCUGGUCUGGGGAAUGGUGGCUUGGGGCGACUUGCUGCCUGUUUCCUGGACUCCAUGGCCUCUUUGGGCCUGGCUGCCUAUGGUUAUGGCAUCCGCUAUGAAUUUGGCAUCUUCAAUCAGAAAAUCGUCAAUGGCUGGCAGGUUGAGGAGGCUGAUGAUUGGCUGCGCUAUGGCAACCCCUGGGAGAAGGCACGUCCCGAGUACAUGCGUCCAGUUCACUUCUAUGGCAGGACCGAGCAUCACCCUGAUGGUGUCAAAUGGGUGGACACUCAGGUAGUGUUGGCCCUACCGUAUGACACACCUGUACCUGGUUAUAGAAAUAACAUUGUCAACACCAUGAGGCUGUGGUCUGCCAAGGCACCCUGCGAGUUCAACCUUAAAGACUUCAAUGUUGGCGGCUACAUUCAGGCUGUGUUGGACAGGAACUUGGCUGAGAACAUCUCCCGUGUGCUAUACCCCAAUGAUAAUUUCUUUGAAGGGAAAGAACUCCGUCUGAAGCAGGAAUACUUUGUGGUGUCUGCCACCCUGCAAGACAUCAUUCGUCGUUUCAAGGUCUCUAAGUUUGGCUCCAGGGAGAUUGCUCGCACAGACUUCAGCAAACUGCCUGAGAAGGUUGCAAUCCAGCUCAAUGACACUCACCCAGCCAUGGCUAUUCCUGAGCUGAUGAGGGUACUUCUUGAUGAAGAGAAGCUCCCAUGGGAAAAGGCCUGGGAUAUCUGUGUACACACCUGCGCCUACACCAAUCACACCGUCCUUCCUGAAGCUCUGGAGCGCUGGCCAGUCGACCUGUUUGCUCAUCUGCUACCACGUCACCUGGAAAUAGUCUAUGAGAUCAAUCGUCGCCACCUGGAGAGAGUUGCUGCCAAAUAUCCAGGAGAUGUUGAUCGUCUUCGCCGCAUGUCCAUCAUUGAGGAAGGCGGACAGAAGAGGAUCAACAUGGCCCAUUUAUGUAUUGUGGGUUCCCAUGCUGUCAACGGCGUGGCCCAGAUACACUCUGAUAUCCUCAAAGCCACUGUUUUCAAGGACUUCUAUGAAAUGGAGCCACAUAAGUUCCAAAACAAGACCAACGGCAUCACUCCUCGCCGCUGGUUGGUUAUGUGCAACCCCGGGCUGGCUGAGGUCAUCGCUGAGAAAAUUGGUGAAGACUUCAUUCGCAAUCUUGACCAACUUCAGGCUCUCCGCCAAUUUGUGAAUGAUGAGGCCUUCAUUCGGGAUAUUGCCAAAGUGAAACAGGAAAACAAACUGAAGUUCGCUGUGCACUUGGAGGAGCACUACAAGGUGAAGAUCAACCCCAACUCCAUGUUUGACAUCCAAGUAAAGAGAAUCCAUGAAUACAAGAGACAGCUUCUCAACUGUUUGCACAUCAUCACCUAUUACAACCGCAUUAAGAAGGAGCCCAACAAACACUGGACUCCAAGAACUGUCAUGAUUGGAGGAAAGGCUGCUCCAGGGUACCACACUGCCAAGAUGAUUAUCCGUUUGAUCACAGCUAUUGGUGAGGUGGUCAACAAUGACCCUGUGGUUGGAGACCGUCUGAAGGUCAUCUUUUUGGAGAACUACAGAGUCACGCUGGCAGAGAAAGCCAUCCCAGCAGCAGACCUGUCAGAGCAGAUUUCAACAGCUGGCACUGAGGCCUCUGGCACUGGCAACAUGAAGUUUAUGUUGAAUGGCGCUCUGACCAUUGGUACCAUGGAUGGAGCCAAUGUUGAGAUGGCUGAGGAGGCAGGCGAAGGGAACCUCUUCAUCUUUGGCAUGAGGGUUGACGAUGUUGAUGCACUUGACAAGAAAGGAUACCACGCUGAAGAUUACUACAACCGGCUGCCUGAGCUGAAGCAGGCUAUCGACCAGAUUGCUGGAGGCUUCUUUAGCCCAAAGCAGCCUGACCUGUUUAAAGAAAUCGUCAACAUGCUGAUGCAUCAUGACAGGUUUAAGGUUUUUGCUGACUAUGAAGAAUACAUUAAAUGCCAGGAGAAAGUCAAUGCUCUCUACAAGAACCCUAAGGAAUGGACCAAGAAGGUGAUUUACAACAUUGCUGGAUGUGGCAAGUUCUCCAGUGAUCGUACCAUUGCUCAGUACGCUCGUGAGAUCUGGGGCAUGGAGCCCACGCUUGAGAAACUGCCUGCCCCCGAUGACAUAUAAUAAAACUGUCCACAUGACAGUCAACACAGCCAACUUUUCCCACAGGUUUAAAUGCCUUCAGACUCUACAUGGUAGACUCUGUAAUGUCUCGCAAGAAGCCCCCACAAACUUGCAUCCACAGCAGUUACCACGGUAUCAUAUGCAAACACUUGGAAAGUUUACAUUUUACAUAUCUGCAUAUUUAUGAACCAGAGUUACAGGCUUGUGUUGUAACAAUGUUGCAGUCAUUGCCAGGGACGUAAGAACUCUUACUUUGCUGUUUUAAAGUGGAUAAAAAAACCUUUGUGGUGGGCCUUGUAAAUUUAUUGGUAGUAAUUUUUUUUUUAUUCAAAACUAUAAAGUCUUGUAUUUCUAGUCAGACCCAUUCUCAAUAAAAUUAGUCUUAAAUAUAAACAAAUGACUUGAUUAUUUU
This is a messenger RNA of Melanotaenia boesemani (Boeseman's rainbowfish), 3010 nucleotides long. RefSeq names its product phosphorylase, glycogen, muscle A (gene pygma). Gene Ontology annotation, cellular component: cytoplasm. The transcript has 20 exons. Gene Ontology annotation, biological process: glycogen catabolic process. The coding region runs from base 73 to 2598 and encodes 841 amino acids. The record is from RefSeq and is a predicted model, not a curated record. Gene Ontology annotation, molecular function: pyridoxal phosphate binding; glycogen phosphorylase activity. NCBI's taxonomy places the organism in Eukaryota, Metazoa, Chordata, Actinopteri, Atheriniformes, Melanotaeniidae.